AUGGGUAAUGGCAGCAUCGAAGCACAGGGCGUUAUAGGAGAUCAACCUUCGCGUUGCUCGGGCAACACAGCAUCACGGCUAGAAGAGCUCACAUCCGCAUUGCGACCAACACUCCGGCGACACAUUCAGCUCUGGUCGCAGCGAACACGACUGUUUACCAUGGUGAUCAAGACUCCAAAGUACUGA
Messenger RNA from Parastagonospora nodorum SN15, 186 nucleotides. RefSeq lists its product as hypothetical. The transcript has 2 exons. NCBI's taxonomy places the organism in Eukaryota, Fungi, Ascomycota, Dothideomycetes, Pleosporales, Phaeosphaeriaceae. The record is from RefSeq and is a predicted model, not a curated record. Bases 1 to 186 code for a protein of 61 amino acids.